Molecule: messenger RNA, 967 nt
Organism: Dromiciops gliroides (monito del monte)
Lineage: Eukaryota; Metazoa; Chordata; Mammalia; Microbiotheria; Microbiotheriidae
Product: lithostathine-1-beta-like
Exons: 6
Coding region: 196-735 (179 amino acids)
Biological process (GO): antimicrobial humoral immune response mediated by antimicrobial peptide; venom-mediated disruption of cell wall in another organism; response to peptide hormone
Molecular function (GO): signaling receptor activity; oligosaccharide binding; peptidoglycan binding
Source: RefSeq, a predicted model, not a curated record
CUGGGAAGAGACUACUCCUCAAUUCCUGGCCACCUCAUCCUCCUCUUUCCUUUCCCUCCUCUUUUAUUCCUUCACCAGAUUCCUGCCUCUGUCCCCCUCUAUAAAGACCCAUGUAUGCCCUGACUGGAUAUAGUGAUCCAAGCACCAGUCAGAGGUCCGGUGCUGCUCAGGGUCUUCUCUCUUACCACGGACACUAUGCUGCCCCCCAGCCUCUCCAGGCUGCUCGUCCACUGCCUGCUGCUCACAGAUUUGGUCCUGGGCCAGAUUUCUGAGUGGACCACUCCUCCCCAGAUCUCCUGCCCAGAAGGAUCCAAGGCCUAUGGCUCCCAUUGCUAUGGAGUAUUCCAGAAACCAAGGACCUGGAACUCUGCGGAGGUGCUUGGGUGUACUUAUAAGGAACCCUUUAUGGGGUGGCUGAACUGCCAGGGUCUGACCUCAGGUCAUCUCUUGUCCUUGAUGGAUGAGUCAGAAGCUGCCUUUGUGGCUGCCUUGGCCACUCAGAGCUUAGGAGACAGUCGGAGCCACCUUUGGAUUGGCCUUCAUGACCCUUUUCAGAACCGCCGCUGGCACUGGAGUAACAAUGCCAUGCUCACUUUAGAUUCCUGGGCGAAAGGAGCCCCGGCUAAAACCACCCUCAAGUUCUGUGUGACACUGUCCCCACGCUCAGGGUUUCUACAGUGGAAGGAUCAACACUGCAAUGAGGAGCUCCCCUUCAUCUGCAAGUUCUCAGCCUAGAGUGGUUUAACAGGACUUGAGUGGGGGCUUGGAGAGAGGAAGGAGCUGAGGGUGAAGUCACUAGGCAUGGACCCAUGAGGCCAGGGGUACAGCUGCUGCCUGCCCAAAGAAACCUCUCCUCCUCUUCCUUCCUCUCCCUUUCAUUGUCUGCCUCUUCCCUUCCAUCUUAUUCUCUUUUUCCUGCCCUUCCCCCAUCUUCCCUCUCCUCCCCUCCUUUACCCGCUUCUUCCCA